AUGACGACGACGAUCGACGCGUCCAAGCAACUGACGCGGGAAAAGUCCGCGGCGAUGGUGACGAACAUGCUGCGCGUGGCGCUGCACACGGUGACGUUUUGUCGAGGGAUAUUCGACGCGGAGACGCACUUUAAGGAGUGUAAGAACAUGAACGUGUCGAUGCAUAAGCUGGUGCCGGCGAGUAAGGGGGCGAAACGAAUCUUGGACAUGCUCGAGCGAGGCGUGGCGGACGCGCUGGAGCGGGGAUAUUUGAGGAGCGUGUCGUUCGCGCUGACGCGAGCGGUGGUGAAGGAUGGAGUGAAGGAUGCGACGAUGCGGGAGACGGUGGAGGAGUAUAAGUUUAACGUGCGCUAUGGGAGCCGAGGCGAGGUGACGCUCGACGACGCGCGGUACAUCGGCGGCGGCGAUCGAGGCGACGUGAGCGUGGGGCUGAGCGAUCGCACGGGCAAGACGACGCGCAUGGAACGAUUGAGCGAUGUGGAUUACAUUAAGAAGGCGGCAAUCGCCAUGACGCGCUGUUUGCUGUCGCUCGUGAAGACGUUGGAGAACGUUCCCGACGGGUGCGCGUUUAACAUUCACGUUUCGUACGUCAACGGUACGCCGGCGGAUUACGAGCCACCGUUCUUUGAGGCGGCGGACGCGACGAGAGAAACGACUUGGUCGAAGAACCCGUUCAGUAUGAGUGUUGGAAAAGUGGAAACCGAGUAUCACGGGCUGUCGCUUCGCGUGCGUUCGGUGUUGGAUCCCGCUCAAGACACCGACAGCGGACAAAAGAGCAAUCCCGGAUCGUCGCAAACUUCUUCUUUGCUCGAUGAGUCACCUUCGACGCCUGUCGGCGACAAAACGGCCGCUGACGACGCCAUCGUUCCCAUGUCGCAAGACGUUGUGGUGAAUCUGUCACAACCGAAGGCGGAAGCCGCACCGACGUUCGACGACGGCGAAGUCGAAGCGCAAGUACUCGAUUGGGUGAAAACGCGACGGAGCUCGGGCAUCGUCGACGCCGUGGCGUGCUCCAAUACAUUCCGAGCGUACCCGUUCAAGGUGAUAGAUCGUGCGUUCGAGCGCUUGCUUGCCAAGGGGCUGGUUGAAAAGAACGGGGAUCGAGGUUUUGUCUUGUCGUCAGCGCCAAAGACGAAUGGUAAGAAGCGAUCCGCGUCGACGAAGGCUAUCGCGCCGCAGGCUACUCGUCGCUGCUUACGCUCGAAUACGCGAAAAUAA
This is a messenger RNA of Ostreococcus lucimarinus CCE9901, 1218 nucleotides long. RefSeq lists its product with no specific name. Lineage: Eukaryota; Viridiplantae; Chlorophyta; Mamiellophyceae; Mamiellales; Bathycoccaceae. The transcript is spliced from 2 exons. The record is from RefSeq and is a predicted model, not a curated record. The coding region runs from base 1 to 1218 and encodes 405 amino acids.